Messenger RNA from Cyprinodon variegatus (sheepshead minnow), 5247 nucleotides. RefSeq names its product ADAM metallopeptidase domain 9 (gene adam9). The record is from RefSeq and is a predicted model, not a curated record. The transcript has 23 exons. NCBI's taxonomy places the organism in Eukaryota, Metazoa, Chordata, Actinopteri, Cyprinodontiformes, Cyprinodontidae. Gene Ontology annotation, biological process: proteolysis. Gene Ontology annotation, cellular component: plasma membrane. Gene Ontology annotation, molecular function: metalloendopeptidase activity. The coding region runs from base 146 to 2410 and encodes 754 amino acids.
CUGAGCCGAUGUUCUGCUUCCUGCAGGCUCCCAGCAGACGGAGGGGCUCUCCUCGUACCAGCUGACUGUUCCUCGGCCAAUAGGAGGCCGGCUGAAGAGGGACGCUGAUGGAAGCCCGCCCAGUCAGGUGUCCUUCAUCAUUCCCAUGGACGGACAGCAGCUGCUCGUCCAUCUGGACCGGAACCAGAUCCUGCUGCCGCCGGAUUUCACGGUCUUCACCUACGGCCCAAACGGAUCCCUGAUCACGUCCAGACCUGCCGUCCAGGACCACUGUCACUAUCGGGGCUCCGUUCAGGACAUGGACGGUUCCGCCGCGGCUAUGAGCAUCUGCAACGGCCUCAGAGGAGUUUUACAUCUGAGUCAUGGCAGCUAUGGGAUCGAGCCGCUAGACUCCGACCCCGAGCAGCAUUUGCUGUACCGCCUACAGGAUGUGACAUCACAGCCCAGAGGAUGUGGAACGCCUCACGUUGAGCACGGCACGGAGCACGCUCAGUACGGACCGCAGGAGAUCCAGCACCAACAGCACAGCAGGGUAAAGAGAGCCGUUCUCCAUAAGACCCACUAUGUGGAGCUGCUGCUGGUGGUGGACAACGACAGGUUUAAUCACAUGAACCGAAACGAGACGGCGGUCAGAGAGCAGAUGGUUCAGCUGGCCAACCUGGUAGACAGUAUCUACAUGCAGCUGAAGGUCAGGGUGGUCCUGGUGGGCCUGGAGAUCUGGACCAACCAGAACCCGUUCAGCACAGACGGAUCAGCUGGAGAGGUUCUGGGCCGCUUCACUCAGUGGAGGGAGAAGGAGCUGGUUCCUCGGCGCCGACACGACUCCGCCCAGCUCAUCCUGAUGAAGAGCUUCGGAGCGACAGCAGGAAUGGCCUUCGUCUCCACGGUGUGCUCCAGAAGCCAUGGAGGAGGCAUCAAUGCGUUCCUCAACAACAACGUUCCGUCCUUCGCCUCCAUCGUGGCUCAUGAACUCGGACACAACCUGGGGAUGAACCACGACGACGGACGCUCCUGCUCCUGUUCCGCCUCCACCUGCAUCAUGCACUCCGGAGCUACUGGAUCCAAAACCUUCAGCAGCUGCAGCGCCGACGACUUUGAGAAGAUGAUCCUGUCCACAGGAGGGACGUGUCUCCUGAACAUCCCUCGACCCGACGAGGCCUACAGCGCCCCCUACUGUGGAAACCAGCUGGUGGACGUCGGAGAGGAGUGCGACUGUGGAUCAGAGAAGGAGUGUGAGGACGACCCCUGCUGUGAAUACAAGACGUGCAAACUAAAGCCUGGAGCUCAGUGUGCGCACGGAGAGUGCUGUUCCAAAUGUCAGUUCCUGCCGGGUGGAACCGUCUGUCGCUCCAAGAAAGACGCCGAGUGUGACCUCCCAGAGUACUGCAACGGCUCCACCCUCUUCUGUCAGAGCGACGUCUUCGUCCAGAACGGGCAUCCCUGCAGGAACCAGGAGGCCUACUGUUUCAACGGAAGGUGUCAACACUACGACGGACAGUGCAAAGCCCUGUUUGGAUCCAAGUCCAAGGCUGCUCCAGACCUCUGCUUCAAGGACGUCAACAGCAAAGGAGACCGCUUCGGCAACUGCGGAUACCAACACUAUGGCUACAAGAAGUGUGAGAGCAGAAACGCUAAGUGUGGAAAACUGCAGUGCCUGAACUUGGGGUCGGAAACGGUUUUCGGCAUCCAGCCGGCGAUCAUCACCACUCCUACAGAGGGAGGAGCCAAGUGCUUUGGAGUGGACUUCAUGCUGGGCUCGGACGUUCCCGACCCGGGCAUGGUCAACGAAGGAACCAAGUGUGGCGACAACAAGGUGUGUUUGAACUACGAGUGUCGUAACGCGGAUGUCCUGAACUACGACUGUGACAUGGAGAACAAGUGCCACGGUCACGGGGUGUGUAACAUUAACAAGAACUGUCACUGCGAUUACGGCUGGGCUCCGCCUUUCUGUGAGCACCCGGGGUACGGCGGCAGCGUGGACAGCGGACCCGCCUGGAACGAUAAGGACACGUCCGUCAGGGACGGCCUGCUGGUCUUCUUCUUCCUCGUUCUUCCUCUGAUUGCUCUGGGAGCGUUUGUUUUCCUGCGCAGGAACGAGCUGCUGCGGCGCCUCGGACUGAGCGGCAGGAAGAGGUCACAGGGAUACCAGGCUGACGGAGCGGCCUCCACCAAUCCCAGCAGAGCUCCGCCCCCCAGGGCGCAGCCACCACCUGUUGGUCGCAGCAACGCAAACGGCACGGUCAGAGACGGGCAAAACAGUCAGCUGCUGCCACCUCAGAAGAUGGUUCAGACCAGCACCACGGCUCCGCCCUUCGCUGCGAGGCCGCCUCCCCCUCCUCUAAAACCCAAACCUUCUGCUGCAUCUCAACCUUUGGUGCCUCAAAGACCCGCCCCCGCUCCACCUGUUUAACCAAUCAGGGGGCUUCCUCUCUUGCCCACCCUCUUCCUCCUGAAUUUCAGCCCGCUCCAUGCAGAGCUGGUUGCCUAGCAACAUCCAGGAGCCUCGCCGGAGGCGCGUGGGUCAGAGAGCGAACCGGACUCAGACGGGAGCGAACCCCAGAAGCUGAAACCUAACCAGCCAAUCAGAUUGUAGAGAUUCCAAAAUAGAUCCUCCUCCUUGAGUAAACAGAUAAUAUAGCCUUCCACUGGGCCUUUACCAGUUCUCCCAGUAACAUGCAGGACUGCAGACUGCAGUUCUGGUCCAAUGAAAGCAAUAAAAUGACAUCAUAUCCUUCAUAAGAUUUGAUUUUAAAACGCAUCUGAUAGUUCUGGAUCUACCAUGAAAACGAAGCAUAACUUCAGUGUUAGCGUCGAUGCUAAUCAGUGCGUCACACCCUGGAGGUGAUGAUGACUUUCUUACGGUUUGGAGCAUUUCUAACAUUAAUUUAAAUCACCUGCAGGGCGUUUCCCUCCAUUAUAUCGUUAGCUGUGCCACAGCGUCCGACAAACUGCUAACUGAGUGAAGGAUCCGCGUACCGCUGCUUCCUGGAUGUCCUGGACGUGGAAUCAGCAGUUAGCGUUAGCAUCAUGAGCCGAUGCUACAAACACUUAUCAGUCGAUCCAAUCAGCGAUCGUCUACUGACGUCUGUUUUGGACAAUCAUCAGCUGUCAGUGUUAGCAUCAACAGUCAGACGUUAGCGUUAGCGAGCUCCAGUCACAUGGCAGUUAUCGUGCUUGUUUUAAAUCCUGGUGUAUUAAAACUCACCAGUUAAACCAGUUAAACAUCAAAGCCUUCUGGAAAAACAGAUGUGGGAGAUUUUUCAUAAAGAGGAACGAGUUUUUAGGUUAGAAAGCUAACCUCACUCUGAUUGGCUGGUUUGGACACAGGGGGCGGAGCCUGCUCUCUUUGAUUUAUUUUUUUUUUCCCUUUUUUUUCUGUGGUGUAUAACUGCAGCUCUGCCCAGCGCUGUCAUAGGAAUGUAACGCACCCUCCAAGCCGCCGUGUGGAGGUGCGUUUAGUUUCCCCACCUGGCCCGGCCCGGAUCGCUCAGUAUUCCCCCAGUGCGGGGCCCCCUCUGUGCGCGGGGCCCCCUCUGUGCGCGGGGCCCCCUCUGUGCGCGGGGCCCCCUCUGUGCGCGGGGCCCCCUCUGUGCGCGGGGCUCCUGGGACAUUUAGUCUGGUACAAGCGUCUCCACUGGGAGUCUGCGCACAUUUUAUACGGUUUAAUUUCAAAGGAAUCCUCUGGAACACUUCAGACCACUUGGAUCGAUGCACUCUAAUCAAAGCAGGGAUUUUUACUCCACCAGUAAACCAAACGCUCCUGCUGGUGAGCAGCACUGCAACGGCUCAACCUGGAUCUGCACUGUCGGGAGGAGGACUUCCUGUUUCCCCUGCUUGUUUUGCACAGGACUCCACUGUUAGGGCUAACUUGGUGCCAAUGACUGUCCAACACCCAAUCAGGGCGUGAGACGAGUCGACGCCGCGGCUGGCGGCCGUCGCUUCACUUUUAAAGGACUUUUCUCCUGCUGAGGCUCAAACCAACUGCAUGUCAGAACACGCUGCAGGGAUCCAACCCUGAAAGCACAUCAGUGACUCAUCAGAUGCUCACACUCCUUCCCUUCUGCACUAAAUCCUCCAUUCUUCCUCCACAAAAACAGAUGGAUUUACAGCAGGUUUCAUCCUCUAAAGCUGAAAAUGACUUUAUUUUUAAUUGCUGUUUCUCUGUCAUCGGCUCACUACGGCAGCCAGGAGGAGACAAACCAACUGGGGUCCUUUAGCAGGCCAGAUUACUUUAGCUUCUGUGGCUAGAUCGAAAUGCCAACAAUGGAGUCUUCACUUUCCUGUAAUGUUCAUUUAAUGCCACUAGAGGUCGCCACAAUUCAGCCACCGGCCCUUUAAUGCUCUGAUCCAAUAAAAGGUUCCUCUGUCAGUUUUAGAAAGCAGAGGAAAAAUAUUAAGAUGUGUUCAAAUUAAACCCCGGAAGAAAAAUCUAAAUCUAGUUUCUUUCACCUUAUCCACGCCAGGGGGCGCUGCUGCUGAGGAUCAGGAACACAGUGGUGCUUUGUCACUUUAAUUUGGACAGAGGUCAAAUGAGUUUAGUUUGAACUAGGAAAGACUGAACCAGCGAUUGGAUCAAAGUUUGUCGCGUAUCUCAGGACAUAAACUCCUGGUUCUGACUAAAAAAGGUUAAUCUGUGGCAGAAACUGAUGAUGAUCAGGUGACCUGGUUGGUUUGAGCCUAAACAUGAGAGGAAUUAGAUGUUUCAACCUUCGGAUCAGUCCGCUGAUCAUUAAAUAGAGAUGUUUUUGGGAUGUGGGCGGAGCAACGGAUCAGGCCAUCUAAUCCCUGAAUUCAGUCUUUCAGGCUGAGAUAAUCAACAGAGUUGAGCUGCAACGGUCUGAAAUUUAAAAAUCAAUAAUAUAUAAAUAUAUAUAAAUAAAUAUAAUCACAUUUUAAAAUGUAAAGAGGAAUUAAAGUAGUUAUGUUGUGUGGGCCAAUCACAGUGAGCUUUUCCUUCCUGCACCUCUGCUAACAGUUUGAGUUCAGCCUGCUUUUUGUAAAGGUGGACGGAUUUCAGCAGCCUGAGACAAACUCAGGGUGAUAAAGGUCUCUACUGGAUGUUAGGCUCGGUUUAAUCUGUGAUGGAUGGAGAGCCGGUUGGCUGCAGGGGACGGAUGGACGUCUGUUACAAACACACUGAUUUUAUAGGAAGCUGUUUCUGCUCUGAGAUGUGAUUCUGUGUGUCCGUGCUCAUCUGCAUCAUUUCAGAUGUUUUAUUUCCUUAUUAAACUUCAACACUUUCUGCCA